This is a messenger RNA of Castor canadensis (American beaver), 612 nucleotides long. RefSeq names its product myosin light chain 1 (gene Myl1). Lineage: Eukaryota; Metazoa; Chordata; Mammalia; Rodentia; Castoridae. Gene Ontology annotation, molecular function: calcium ion binding. Gene Ontology annotation, cellular component: myosin II complex; contractile muscle fiber. The record is from RefSeq and is a predicted model, not a curated record.
AGAUGAACGCCAAGAAAAUUGAGUUUGAACAAUUUCUGCCCAUGAUGCAAGCUAUUUCCAACAACAAAGACCAGGGCAGCUAUGAAGAUUUUGUUGAGGGUCUGCGUGUCUUUGACAAAGAAGGCAAUGGCACAGUCAUGGGUGCUGAACUCCGUCAUGUUUUAGCCACCCUGGGUGAAAAGAUGAAAGAGGAAGAAGUGGAAGCCCUGAUGGCAGGUCAAGAAGACUCCAAUGGCUGUAUUAACUAUGAAGCCUUUGUCAAGCACAUCAUGUCUAUCUAAAAGGAGCUCUCAAGAACAAUCAUUAUUUAGGAAGACUGGCUGAAAUCUUGUUUCAAUAAUACCCAUGACUACCUGCUCAGAUCUGAUUGCCAUCAUCCAGAAAAACAAAACAACCUGGACUGUUCUACACUGAAGAACUCCUUGAAUUUUUAUAUACCUUAUGUUUUUUUCCGAAUUGUAUUCAUACCACACAAACCAAGUGUCUGCUGCUCUAAACAAGAAGAAUAAAAUAUUGACGAUCUCAAAUAUAAGCACCACCUUUAUUAUCUACCAUGGGUUGAUAAGCAUCCUUAAAACACUAUGUCAAUAAAGAAUCUUGGUCAGUCUGUAA